AAGACAACAACAACAACAACAACACAGGCGCCUCCAACAACAAGUACGCCUUGGCUUCCAACUUUGGCGAGAGCACCGAGAACCUCGCGUCGGGAGCAGCCGAUGAGCUGGCCAGCCCGAGAUCACGGUUCUCUCUGGGCAUCCCAAGCCUUCAGCUCCCGAGAAUCGGCCUGGUCGGCCACUCGCGGUUCUCAGAGCAGUCUUCCGCCCCCAGGCCGCUCUUUACCCAGAGAAAUGUCGCUGCAGGCCCGAGGGCUCCAUCAUCAGUGUACCCUCCGACAGAGUACCCGACCGACAAUCUCAACAGCGGAAUCCCCCCGUUGCCCACGGAGCCCAUGCCCACUUACACAUACACUGGCCCUCACAGCGGGGUGACAACGACCCAGAUCGAAGCCGGCGGUCACGGCCGCAGCGGGGACAUUGAAGAUGCACGCACGCGGCGCCACCACGACCGGCACGGCAAGACGAGGGCCACCAGGAAGCACAGCGGAAAGACCAGGAGCGGGGCAAACAACAAGCACGGCAAGAGCAAGAGGAGGCACCAGCAGUCCUCGCGGCACCACGAUGUGUCCGGCUCGGCCGCGAACGGCGCUACCACUACAGAGUCGUCGCUGUCGUCGUCGACAAACUCGUCGGGAGAGUCGAACGAGAAGCGCGGCAGGGACAGAGAGCACAGGAGGCGUGCGAGGAGCCCGCCCAGGCCGUUCAUGGGAUGCUUCCCACCCGUGAGGUCGCGGCGGAUGAGGGCCCGGAUCGUGCAGUGUGUUGUUGCUGGGUUGUUCUUGGUGCUCAUUGUUGGGAUCUGUAAGUCUUCCUCCUGUUCGACCUUUUUCGCCGGUCUCGCCCUCACGAACACCGUUGACCCGAGCCAAUUGACCAUCCCGAUGGCUGUCAUCGUGGGCAUCAGCGCGCUCAUCCUCAUCUACCUCAUUGCCCGGCUCGUCAUGCUCAUCAAGCACAAGCGCAACAAGGCCAAGCUCCGGGCCCAGCGACGAAACGACCUCGAGGCCCAACAUCAGAAGCAGCAGCAGCAGCAGUCUGCGUACGCUCCUCACAUCGCCCUCCCGAGUGACCGGGAAGUUCCUGGGCUUGACGCUGGGAUCGCAAGAGUCGAGCCGCCCGCUUACGGCCACUGGAGGGAAAGUAUGCGCGCCAGCCCCAACAGAGCAUACUGGCAGCACAGCGAGCCGUCUCCCAUCUCUGAGAAGAGCCAACGGUCGCCUCAGGAAGCCGACUAUGCCAAUCACCCGGCUGUGAUCGGCAGCUCUUCUGCUCCUCCCGCCAACGCAGAGCCGGCCUCCUAUCUCACCAUGAGACAUGACAACGAAGUCGUCUACGACAACAGCGCCGUCUCUGAUCUUGGUUCUUCGGCGCUCUCCAGUUUCAGCCCCAGCCCGAGCGCUGUGUCUUCGCCCUCUGUGGUCCAUGCCACGAGAGCUUUCGUGCACCAGGACGCCCUUCCAACAACAGUGCCGACGACGCCCUGGCCGCGCCCUCCGUCUUACAUCUCUGACAAUGGGAACACGCCAAGGGCAAGAAACAACAAUCACGCCAACACCAACACCAACAACACAACAACAUCACCAUCCUCCUUCCUCGCACCACCAAACCCGCCUCCUACGCUAAUGCAGCUGCCCUCCGACUUCUCACUGUUUGACCCCUCCGCCUCAAGGGUUCACGACCAAACUCAGCAUCUUUAUCACCAUCAGCAGCAGCAAGAGGAAGACGACGACGACGACAACGCCCAGGACAUCCUCCCGGCAACAAAGUUCCAGCCCGCAUAUUACAUCCCGGACCCGCGCGACACGCAGGCCUACCAGGCGCGCCAGCAGCAAGACUACUCGAUCGACCGCGCCGCGUCCGAGGCCGCCAUGUCCCGCGCGCAAUCCCCCGUGCACCAGCACCACCAGCACCAGUACCACCAGUACGGCACUGCGGCGAGCUCCGCGCUCGGCGUCGGGGCGAGGUCCGACUGUGGGACUAUCGAGGUUGGUAUCACGCAGAGCCAGUACUUUGGCGGUGGGGCCGGUGUAGGGUAUGGCGGGCUGGGGUCUUACUGUGGGAGCAGAGUCGGCGGGGUUGACGAGCGAGACGAGAUUGUGUAUGACGACUUCCAUCAUAACCAGGGCGUCGGCGAAGAAGAGGAAGUGGCGUAUCUUGAUGUCGAGGUUUACUCGGACGAUGAAGUCGUUCAUGGUGGGAAGGAAGGGGGACUAGAUGCGGAGGAAGAAGAGGAGAAUUCGAAGCGGAAGAGUAGGAGUAAUCGGGACCGGAGGAGGAAAGAGCGCCGGGGUCAGGGCAAGGUUGAUGGGACACCGCUGAUCGGACAGCUUGGAGGUGUGAAUGGGUGGUCAUGAACGCAAUCAUGACGGAAAGAACCAAAUGAGCGAGGAGCAUGAGUGUGUUGUUUUUUCUUUGUCGUAGGCUUGCUUUUGCCUCUGGGUCAAGGCGUUUGCGGCGUACUGGGACUUCAUAAUGUGUCUCCAUGUUCACGAUAUUCACGAUGAUAAUGACCAUAUUUCCACUCAGCUAUAUAUAUAUAUAUAUAUACGUAACUAUCCUUUCUACAGAGAAAUGACGCAGUGUAUGCUCU
Molecule: messenger RNA, 2593 nt
Organism: Microdochium trichocladiopsis
Lineage: Eukaryota; Fungi; Ascomycota; Sordariomycetes; Xylariales; Microdochiaceae
Exons: 3
Coding region: 336-2357 (673 amino acids)
Source: RefSeq, a predicted model, not a curated record